AUGUAUGCCUAUGUGUCUGAGGCAAGUAACAUUAUUGAAGAAUUCAAGAAGCUUCCUGCUUCAGGUCCCAGGGAACUCACUCCUGCCAUGAUUCUUUCUAUAGAGGAAGCAGAUAAGCCUGCAAAGAGGGGAAAGAAACAAGAUAACAUUAAAGGAGCUAAGGGGAAAACUCCAAAGAAACGAAAGACUGAGAAAGCAACACCUUCACAGCCCAAGCAGAAAAAGAUAAAGAAGCCUGCUCGGAGGCUUAUUCUUCAGUCUUUGAGUGAUUCUGAAUCUGAUUAUGUUCCUAUUGGACAUAAUCGACCAUCUCCUACUGCAUCUGAGAGCGAAAGCUCUGGUGAGGAGGUUUCGGUUCGUGGUGAUACCCCUCCUCGCUCGCCAACCCCAGAGGCCCUCUUCUCUUCUGCAGUUAAGGAGCAUGACACGUCUAUCUCCAAUGCAGUGAAGGCCAUUGAUGCCUCAACUUCUCAAUGUCAUAAGGGUUCACUUGCAGUGGAAACCUCUACUAAAGAAUGCAAGGAAGUGACAACAAAAGUCGAAAAACUAAUCUCAGAAGCUCAAAUCUUUCUCGAUUCCCUUCAAGUUGCUGCUCAAAAAAUGCUAACACCGUGA
Lactuca saligna is the source of this 615-nucleotide messenger RNA. The record is from the annotation of a GenBank genome assembly. Lineage: Eukaryota; Viridiplantae; Streptophyta; Magnoliopsida; Asterales; Asteraceae.